This is a messenger RNA of Phytophthora megakarya, 2562 nucleotides long. The record is from the annotation of a GenBank genome assembly. Lineage: Eukaryota; Oomycota; Peronosporomycetes; Peronosporales; Peronosporaceae.
AUGCCUAAGGUGGAAUAUCUGGGCCAUAAGUACGGAUCCAACAAGUCGAAUGAGCUGAAUUACGGCAUCGCGGAGAAGGAGGUAUUAGCCCUCCUAAGAAUCCUGGAUCUUAACUACAAUGCACUGGUCGGGCGUCCGAUCCAUGUGUUGACCCGACACUCUACUUUGGCGUGGCCCUUCAUAUCCAAAGCCUUGCAGGGACGUUUAGAUCAGUGGGCUGCUCCACUGUCGCCAUGGACUCUCGAGAUUAUCAAGUGCGUCAAAGGGAAAGAUGAGAUUAAAGAGGAAGAUGAGAGCCUGGGAGCAUUGGCGGCGAGAAUUACGCCUAGAUCACAGGUGGAUAAGGCGCUGAUCUCGAUUGCCCCUAAGAAGGAGCCACGGCGCAAGAUUCAGGCUCCGAUCCCCACUAUUAGACGCGACGAAAAAAUUUACGUCAGAGGUGGAGGCGCCUACAGCGCGAUCCUGUGGAAAUUGCCUGAAUGGAGAGUGCUAAAGGCCACAUCUGGCUACGCUGAAGGGCUAACAGUGAACGAAGCCGAAUAUCAUGGACUGUUGUUGUGUUUGGAUAUGUUGGAAGAUCUGGAUCCACGACGUCUAGUGAUACGUGGGGACACGAACCUGGUGAUCCGACAAGUACGAGGUGUGAUCGAUUGUAAGGCACCGGGUUUGACACUGCUGCGCCAGCAGGCUCUGGAUCGACUACGUACUUGGCCAGAUCCCGAGCUGUUACAUGUUAAACGAGAUUGGAACGGGAGUGCGGACAGCUUAGCAAGCGCCGCUCUGCAGCGACAAUGUGGGAUCCAGGUCGAGUCUGAAAAGGAGAUCCAGGAUCUAGUAACCUUGAACCGGUUGGAUGAGAUCCUGAUAGUGAAGAUCGAAGACGAGAUCGCGCAGAUAUCUGCCGUAACGACCCGAUCUAAGGCUAGAUCUGGAGUGCGUAUUGGAUCUGAUCCAGACUCACUACGGGAGGAAGUUAACUGGCGGAUCCGGCAAGCACAAGAUGAAGAGUCGUGGAUCUUGGGUCUGAAGAAAUAUUUGGUUGGAGAGAUCCGGGAUCUGACACAAGAGGAUGCUAGGGUGUUUGGAUCGAUUGCCAUGAAUUACGAAGUGGAUCAGUCGGAUCUACCCUUCUACUGCCCGACAACUAAGGAGGCAGCUGCGGAUCGAGACAAGUUGAUGCGAUUGGUAAUACCUGAGGCGCUUCAACAGGACAUUUUGCACCACUAUCACACGAGCCUGCAGGGUGGCCAUCAAGGAAUUGGUCGGACCUAUGAUCGGAUCCGCGAUCGCUUCCACUGGAGAGGGCUGUAUAAGAGCGUACAGCGUUAUGUGGGAGAAUAUGUUGAUUGUGAAACAGUCAAAGGACGACCUCGGAUCCAGGGUGAGUCACCUGGUAACCUUCAGGCAACAUGCCCAUUCCAGAUCAUUGCCAUGGAUCACAUACCUUCGCUGCCUAAAUCCUUCAAUGGCAACACCGAACUGUUGAUCUUCGUGGAUCUAUUCUCGGGAUAUGUGAUCGCCAAAGCCAGCGCCUCUAGAUCCGCUCAAACGAUCGCUGAGACCUAUGAGGAAUGCGUCUUCCGCAGAUUUGGUGCGAGCGAGGUGAUCCGGCAUGAUCGGGAGCCAGGUUUUAUGUCUGACUUUUUCAAGUCCUUCAACAAGAUCUUGGGUCAACGGCAACGCACUACUAUGGCUUAUCGAACUCAGGCUAAUGGAUCCGCAGGCGCAGAAUGUAUGGUCCAGACGGUGACCAGGGCCCUUAAGAUGUAUGUGCAGGAUCUGGAUCAACGUGAUUGGGAUGAACACGCUGAACGACUCACCUUCGCUAUCAACACCGCAAGGGAUCGGAUUCAAGGUGAAACCCCUUUCUACAUGAUACAUGGUUGGGAUCCUAGAUCUACUCUGAAGGCGAUGAUCCCGGUGGGGAGUACUCGCAGGCACGAUCGAGAUCUGAGAAGGUGGAGAUAUCGGAUGCAAAAGUACUACAGACAAGCUCGAGAACAAGUGAAUCAGCGUUUACGCGAAGCAAUCGCGGAUCGAGCCGACACCCAUAAUGAUCUGGUACAUCCACACCUUGUGGAGGCUGGAUCAAAAGUCUGGUUGUACUUAGAUCGAGUGCAGUACUUAGAUCGAGUACGCGAAGGAUAUGCGAAGAAACUGGCGCACCUAUGGCAUGGGCCGUUUCGCGUCGCUGAGAAGAUCGGGGAAUAUGCAGUGAGGAUCAAACUGGUCAAGAUAUUUCGAGAUCGAUCAGUAGCUCGCCUAGAGGAGCCGGAUAUAGAUCGGGUGGAUUUCGAUGAAGCUCUCCUCCCGGAAGAUAGUUGGAUCCAGGAUCGGGGUCCAGAUGAAUACGAAAUGGAUCGAAUUUCUGAUAUGAGGACUGGCAAGAAGACCAGAUAUGGACGGAUCUAUCGAGGAAUUUUGGUACAUUGGCGCGGAUAUGAAGAAUCGACUUGGGUGGAUGAAGCAGAUCUCAAUUGUUGGAUGAAGCAGAUCUCAAUUGCGGCGCUCUUCGUUAUGAGUUCCUGCAAGGUCGCACUAAUCGCAACCGGGUUGGUGUGA